AUGGAUACCAGGUUUGGAUGUCAGUUGCAUAAGUACAUUAAAUACUAUUCACAACACAUUUCUCUUCAGGCAAAGUACAAGCAUGCCAGAGGAGUUAGAAAGAAGCUCCUCACCUCUGCACACAAGUACAUGAUCGAUACCCUGGCAAACAGACUGUGUUUGGAUCCAACAGCAGUAGAGGAAUUUAUUUUAGAUUCUACAUCUCUGGCUGCUUUUGAUGAUUUCUUCGCUGAAGGAGGUUGUAAAAUAAUUAUCUUUGUGUAUCAACAGUGCAAAGUCCCAGGAAUAGAAUGUGGACGCACAUACCCUGGGACUACCAGAGGUGGAAAAGUAUUAAGGCUGUUUUUAGCCGAUUUGUCUAAGAUAUGCCUGACUGGUGUUUGCUGCUACUUCACAAGGACUAGAGUGGACGUUCCUGUGAAUUUAGAGAGCAUACACGAGGAGAUCUUCUUUUCAAUGGUUGAUGCCAGAGAUGGCCUCCUGAAAGGAAUAAGGAAUACCUUCAAUUUUGUGCUACCAGCUCUUGAAGCACAAAACUGGGGUGUCUUAGAAAAGACUAAGCAUGGGGAAAAACUUAUAAAGGACUACAAGUGCAAUAUAAAACACUGUCUUGACUCCUUAAUUGUUAUCCAGAAGCGCAAUGAGAGUGUUGUUCACCUGGAAACAGUAACAGAUAUUGACUUCUCGAAAUUGGCCUCCUUCGAUGACAUUAAAGAUGCAGCUACUGACAAUGACCUGGUGGAACGCCUGGAGGGAAUUUUAAGGCCAUGGUAUAAGCAAAUUGAGCAGAUACUGAUAGAAAGUGAUUCACAGAGCAAAGUAGCUGAUGCUGAAGGACCACUGGCUGAGUUGGAACACUGGAAAAAAAUGUCUAUAAAGUUCAACUCCAUCAUCAAUCACAUCAGAGGCCCUGAGUGUUGGCCAAUGGUACUCGUGCUCCAUCUCAGCGAUUCUGAGAUCAUUGAGAUGUGGCAGGAGAUGUAUGCCAAGAUAGCAGAGCGCACCAAUGAGGCAAAAGACAACGUUAAAUUCCUGAGCUCGCUGGAGACCGUCUGUCAACCUCUGUACCAUGCUGACCCGGUCGCCAUGAGGACAAACAUGCAGAAAAUCAUUGAUGCCAUUCAGAGGAUCUACAAUGAUUCCCUGUACUUCAAUACAGACGACAAGAUAUCUGAACUGUACUUGAAGGUCACACACCAGAUGGUUACAUCAUGCAGAUCAUAUAUUACUGAGAAUGGCAAACAUCAAAUAUGGGACCAAGAUACUGAAGACAUCCUCAGGAAAAUGCAGAACUGUAUCAGCCUGUAUCAAGAGUAUCAGUGUCGCUUCCAGAAAAUGAAGAAACAAACGAUGGAACAGCCUGGAAAGACUUCAUUUGACGUGUCAGAGACACUGAUUUUUGGCCACUUGCAGGGAUUUUGCAAGCAACUUGAAAAGAUUGUAGAAAUAAUUUCAGUGUUCAAGAAGUUUGAACCUCUGGCAAAAUCUAAUAUUGAGGGCAUCGAGAAUCUGGCCAGACAAUUCCACACUAUCUCCAUGAACCUGAAAGGGAAGCAAUAUGAUAUGUUGAGUCUAGAGUCAGCUGAAAAGUUCAUGACUCAAAUCAGCCACUUUGAGAACCAGCUACGAACAUUCAUGAGUUCCUGCUUCUCAAACAUCAUCUCAUCUCAGAAAUCUCUGUCCCUAGUACAGAGUUUUCAGAGGCUGAACAUUCCCUGUCUUGAAGAAGAAAUACCUAACGUCUUGGGCCUUAUUUUUGAAGUUUAUGCCCAUGAACUAGAGUUUGUGGAGAAGCACUAUGACAAUCUGAAAAAUGAUCCCCCAUUAGCUGUAAAUAUGCCUCCUGUGGCUGGAAGGAUUGCUUGGGUCAGGCACCUCUACAAAAAAAUAGCUGAUCCCAUUACAUACAUACAAAAGAGCUGUGACAUCCUGUGCAGCCCUGAGAGUCAAGAUGUGAUGAAAAUGUUCAAUCAAACCGCAGCUGUAUUAACAGAGUUUGAGGUUGUUCACCACAAAGCGUGGAUGAGUGAAGUGUCCAAUAAAGGUUCUGUCUUGAAUUGUAUGCUGCUGCUUCGUCACCCAAAGAAUGGAAAAUUCCUGAUCGGUUUAGAUCCGAAAGUAACCGAGAUCAUUCGUGAGGCCAAGUGUUUGUUGGAGAUGCAUCUUGAGGUUCCAAAAAGAGGAUUGGAUUUGGUUAAUUUGGAAAGCCAAUUAAAUGCCACUCAUCUCCGACUACAGACCAUUUUGGCAGAUUACGAGGCAGUUUGUGAGUGCAUACCUGAACACCUCAUCAGCUUGAUGGCGUCAAAAAAAGAAAAUGUGGAAUCUGUGUUUCAACAUGGAUCAGACUUUCUCGCUUGGUCAAGUGAUCCCCCCUUAUUGGACAAGUUCUUUCAAAAGGCUGACAGGGCUUUGUUUGAGCUCCAACAUCUUGUAAACAAGGUGCAGGAAAUUUGUAAAAUCCACAUUGAUGAUGUCCUUAAAGACAUCUCAGAGGUCGUGGUGAUUGAACUCCCAGAAGAUCACGCAUCCUCACUGCAGUACCUAAUCAACAAUAACAAGCAUCUUUGUAAGGAGCAUAUAAAGACAUUGAACAGCAAAUGUAGUAGUGUUAAAGAAGCAGUAGGGAAGCUGAGACAUGUGCUGAGUGCUAUUGAACCAAAAGCCAUCAUGACUGAUGAGGAACCAGCUCCAGGAACGAGGGAUGCAACAUUGUCAGGAGAGGGCAAGAAGACCCCUGAUGAGGAGGAGGAGGGAACUACUCAAGAGUUUAAAACGCUUUAUGAAUACUUCUCUUCAAGAGUAUUAGAUGCACUGGUCAGUACUACCAAGUUAUCCCUUGACACCUUGAGUAGGAGAUUAUUCCACAAGCUAAACAGUAUGCUCUGUUACAGGGCAAAUACUCACAAGGAGUCCAAUUCUGUGUCUGAGAUGGCCCCACUAAUAAAAUCUAAAGUGCAACUGGUUUUAGCUAACGUGGUGAUGGUUCCUACUGUUGAUGAGCUCCAACAGGGCAUAAAUCAACUCAUUGAGUUGGUGUUGGAAGUAAGCAAAGGUGUUGUGUGGCAGUGGGAAUACACUGAUGAUUCCACCAAGAAAACAGAAAAAGAAAACUUCCAUCAAGAAGUUGUGGGAAACAUGGACAUCGAAAAGGUCGUGGACAGUCUGAAAUCCAAGCUAACCGCCCCGAAAAAACAAGAGACUGAUGUUCUGAAGCAGUUCAGUCCUUUUAGAGCGAUCUGGGAUGAGGACCGAAACCUCAAAAUCAAGGAAUUCAUGGACAGCAAUCCGUCUUUGACCCAGAUCCAAUCUGAAAUCCAGCACUACGACUCAAUUGAAAAAGAAAUUGAAGAUAUCAAGCCCAUCAAAGUUUUGGGGUGUACUGAAUUGUCAACAGAACCAUUGAAGAAGUCUUUGACAGCUGAGACCAAAGCUUGGAAGAAACUGUUGUGUAAAUACCUGAAGGAGAAGUACAAGAAGAAAAUGCUGGACACUAGAAUACAUAUGAAAAAAUACCUCAAACAACUCUUGCAUCCUGUGACUAAUCUGGAAGAUGUGCGCCGUGCCUAUGCAGCCUUGUCGGAGCUUCGGGAUUCUGAAAUACAAACAUAUAUGACAUUGAUUUCCAUUGAAGAAGCCUUUGAAAUUUUAAUUAAAUAUGAACCAGAGAUGACCAAAACGGAUGUGGAGGGCGUGUCCAACCUGAGAAAUUUCUUCAACGAGCUUUCAGCUAAAGCUAGAUCAUUGCGAGAUGAACUUGUCCGUACACAGCCCAAGUUCAAACAAAACCUUCUGGACUCUGUUGGUGAUUUCCAAAAUGAUGUUAGCAAUUAUAUUGAGCAGUAUGAUUUAGAAGGCCCCAUGGCUGAUGGAAUAGCUCCCCAAGAAGCCAGCCGCAGGCUUCAAAGCUUUAAGGCACAUUUUGAAGAUCUGUGGAAGAAUUUCAGCAUCUAUAACUCUGGAGAGCAGCUUCUUGGUUUGCCAGUAACAGAGUACGACUGUCUAGACAAGAAAAAAAAAGAGCUUGACCUACUACAGAAACUCUAUGGCCUGUAUGAUGCGGUGAUGGGCAAUAUUGGUGGGUACUACAGCAUUCUGUGGGUAAAUGUGGAUAUUGAGAAGAUCAACACAGAACUUUUGGAAUUUCAAAACAGAUGUCGAAAGCUACCUAAAGGUCUGAAGAGCUGGCAAGCCUUCCUUGACCUGAAGACCACCAUUGAUGACUUUAGUGAGUCAUGCCCUCUGCUUGAGAUGAUGGCGAGCAAAUCUAUGACGAGGAGACACUGGGACCGGAUCACCGACCUGACUGGGCACCAUUUUGAGGUGGAGUCCAAGAACUUUACGUUGCAGAACAUCAUGGAAGCACCUCUGUUGAAGUACAAGGACGACAUUGAGGACAUCUGCAUAACAGCUGUGAAGGAGAAGGAUAUCGAGGCAAAGUUAACACAAGUGAAAGAAGUGUGGUCUGGCCAGAUCCUGAGUUUAAAUACAUUUAAGGAUAGAGGAGAACUGUUGCUGAAAGGUGCAGAGACAGCAGAGAUCUUCACCAUCCUGGAGGAUAGUCUGAUGGUGCUGGGGUCACUGCUCAGCAACAGGUACAGUGCCUACUACAAAGCAGAGAUCCAGGAUUGGGUGUGCAAACUUUCAACAUCAUCUGAUGUCAUUGAACAGUGGAUUAUUGUGCAAAACCUUUGGCUCUAUUUGGAGGCUGUGUUUGUUGGGGGUGACAUCGCCAAAGACCUUCCACAGGAAGCCAAGCGUUUUCAAAACAUUGACAAGUCCUGGAUCACAGUCAUGCAGCGAGCCCAGAAAGUCCAUAAUGUGGUGGAGUGUUGUUCGGGUGACCCAAUCAUGGGACAGCUGCUGCCAGAUCUCCAGAAACAGCUGGAGUUUUGUCAAAAAUCUCUUUCAGGGUACCUUGAGAAAAAGAGGCUCCUGUUCCCACGGUUCUUCUUUGUGUCUGAUCCAUCCCUCUUGGAAAUACUUGGACAAGCCAGUGAUUCUCACACAAUCCAGUCACAUCUACUUGGAGUGUUUGACAAUGUCAAUGAAGUGGAGUUUCAUGCAACAGAGUAUGACAAGAUCCUGUCUGUCCUUUCACAAGAGGGAGAGAAGUUACCGCUGGACAGUCCUGUAAUAGCACAGGGACCAGUGGAGCUUUGGAUUGGGGAGCUGUUGUUACAGCAACAGGCUUCUUUACACACUGUGAUCAAAGCUUCAGAUCUAGAAAUCAACGAUGAAGACUUUGACCUCCUCUUUUUUCUUGACACAUUCCAAGCUCAGGUUGGCUUGUUGGGGAUCCAAAUGCUUUGGACCAGAGAUGCAGAGGAGGCACUACAGAAUGCUGAAGAUGCCAAGGAGAUCAUGCCUUACACCAAAAAGAAGUUCCUAAAUCUACUCACAACCCUAAUUAAACAAACGACCCAUGAUCUGAGCAAGUUUGACCGGGUCAAAUAUGAGACACUUGUCACAAUCCAUGUGCACCAAAGUGAUAUAUUUAAUGACCUAGUAAAAAAGCGUGUAAAAUCUAUCGGUGACUUUGAAUGGCUGAAGCAGAGCCGAUUUUACUUCAAGUACGACCUGGAUAAGGUCCUUGUGUCUAUAACUAAUGUCGACUUCAUGUAUCAAAACGAGUUCUUAGGCUGCACUGACCGUCUGGUCAUCACCCCCCUGACUGACAGAUGUUAUAUCACACUGUCCCAGGCUCUGGGCAUGAGCAUGGGUGGAGCCCCUGCAGGGCCAGCUGGCACUGGGAAAACAGAAACCACUAAAGACAUGGGUCGCUGCCUCGGCAAGUAUGUGGUUGUGUUCAACUGCUCUGACCAGAUGGACUUUAGAGGACUGGGAAGAAUCUACAAAGGUCUUGCACAGUCAGGGUCUUGGGGCUGCUUUGAUGAGUUCAACAGAAUCGACCUGCCAGUGCUUUCAGUAGCUGCUCAGCAGAUCUACAUUGUUCUGAUGGCACGCAAGAAACACAAAAGCACUUUCAUCUUUACUGAUGGAGACUGUGUGAAUCUGAAUCCAGAGUUUGGCCUGUUUAUUACCAUGAACCCUGGAUAUGCUGGUCGUCAGGAACUUCCUGAGAAUUUAAAAGUGCAGUUCAGAACCGUGUCUAUGAUGGUACCAGACAGGCAGAUCAUCAUGAGAGUAAAACUGGCCAGUUGUGGAUUCAAUGACAAUGUCAUUUUAGCCCAGAAGUUCUUUGUCCUUUAUAAACUGUGUGAAGAACAGCUUACAAAACAGGUCCACUAUGAUUUCGGCUUAAGGAACAUCCUCUCUGUGUUGAGAACACUGGGGGCCAGUAAGAGAGCACGGCCUGAUGACUCAGAGUCCAGCACUGUCAUGAGAGUGCUGCGUGACAUGAAUCUUUCUAAACUGGUUGAUGAGGAUGAGCCACUCUUCAAAAGUUUGAUCAAUGACCUGUUUCCUGGUAUCCAGCUGGAUGGUAGCACAUAUGUUGAACUUCAAGCUGCUGUUGACAAUCAAGUUAAGCUUGCCGGCCUUGUCAACCACCCACCAUGGAACCUCAAGCUGGUUCAGCUUUAUGAGACUUCACGAGUACGCCAUGGCCUGAUGACUUUGGGCCCGAGUGGAGCGGGGAAGACAACGGUCAUCAACACUCUGAUGAAAGCUAUGUCUGAGUGCGUGAGCCCACAUAGGGAGAUGCGCAUGAACCCCAAAGCAAUCACUGCACCACAGAUGUUUGGUCGUCUUGACGCAGCCACCAACGAUUGGACGGAUGGGAUCUUCUCCACUCUUUGGAGGAGGACACUUAAAGCAAAGAAAGGGGAGUUCAUAUGGAUUGUACUGGAUGGCCCGGUGGACGCCAUAUGGAUUGAAAACCUCAACUCUGUGUUGGAUGAUAACAAAACACUGACCCUGGCUAACGGUGACCGCAUAACUAUGUCUCCAUCCUGCAAGCUGGUGUUUGAGGUGCACAACAUGGAUAAUGCUUCUCCUGCUACUGUGUCCCGUGUGGGUAUGGUCUUCAUGAGCUCCUCAGCUCUCAGCUGGCGACCCAUUCUUCAGGGAUGGGCUAACAAGCGCAGUGCUGAAGAGGCAGAAAGCAUAGUAAGUUUAUAUAUGAAGAUCUUUGAGGAUGCUUACUUACACAUGAAGCGGAACCUUAAACCAAAAAUGGAUCUCUUGGAGUGCAACUAUAUAAUGCAGUCUGUGAAUUUGCUGGAGGGCCUGCUCCCAACUAAGGACAAAGGGGGUUUGACUGGUAGCAAACACCUUGAACGCCUUUUUGUCUUUUGCCUGAUGUGGAGCCUGGGAGCCCUGUUGGAGUUAGAGGAUAGGGACAAACUGGAGGCUUACAUCCGAGCUCAUGAAAACAAAAUUGAUGUGCCUCAAACACAGCCAGGAGAGACUAUGUUUGAGUACAUGGUCAACCGAAACGGUGAAUGGUGUCAUUGGAAUAACCUGGUGGGGGAGUAUGCCUAUCCAACUGACCAUGUGCCCGACUACACCUCCAUUCUUGUGCCAAAUGUGGAUAACACAAGGACCUCUUUCCUGCUGGAGACUAUAGCCAAACAACGCAAGGCUGUACUGCUUAUUGGUGAACAAGGAACAGCCAAGACAGUAAUGAUAAAAGGCUACACCAAGAAAUAUGACCUUGAGACAGACCUGUUCAAAUCCCUGAACUUCUCCUCUGCAACAGAACCCAUUAUGUUUCAGAGAACAGUGGAAAGCUACAUUGAGAAAAGAAUUGGCAGCACAUAUGGACCUCCAGGAGGACGCAGGAUGACGAUAUUUGUAGAUGACAUAAACAUGCCUAUUGUCAACGAAUGGGGAGAUCAGAUCACCAAUGAGAUUGUACGGCAGAUGAUGGAAAUGACUGGAAUGUACAAUCUGGACAAGCCCGGAGACUUCAUCACUGUAGAAGAUGUACAGGUACUUGCUGCCAUGAUUCACCCAGGUGGUGGGAGAAAUGACAUCCCACAAAGGCUGAAAAGACAGUUUACAGUCUUCAACUGCACUCUGCCGUCCAACACAUCCAUCGAUAAGAUAUUUGGUGUAAUUGGCUGCGGAUAUUUCCAUUCCUGCAGGGAUUUUCCCCCUGAUAUAUCAGAUAUGAUAAAAUGUCUUGUGUCUACUGGGAGGAUUUUAUGGCAGCGGACAAAGGUGAAAAUGCUCCCCACACCAUGCAAGUUCCAUUACAUCUUCAAUUUGAGAGACUUGUCCAGGAUCUGGCAAGGAAUGUUAAACAUUAAGGCCAGUGAGUGUAGAGAUACCUCUACUCUCUUGGCUCUUUUCAAGUGUGAAAGUACAAGGGUGAUUGCUGACAGGUUCAUUUGCACUGAGGACAGAGAGUGGUUUGAGAAGGCCAUUACUAGUGUGUUCCAAGAGCAUGUUGACACCAGUCAAGAGGUGCACCCAGAGCCAUACUUUGUUGACUUCCUACAAGAUGCUCCUGAGCCCACUGGAGAAGAAGAAGAUGAUGCCUGUUUUGAUGCCCCCAAAAUUUAUGAAAUUGUGCCAAGUUUUGAGUUCUUAUUGGAGAAGCUAGUGAUGUAUCAGGCCCAGCACAAUGAAGUUGUUAGAGGCUCCAGCCUGGAUCUGGUUUUCUUUAAGGAUGCCAUGACUCAUCUCGUCAAGAUCUCACGAGUCAUUCGAACUGAUAACGGUAAUGCCCUGCUCGUGGGGGUGGGAGGAUCAGGAAAACAAAGCUUGACUCGCUUGGCAUCGUACAUAGCUGGAUACAACAUUUUCCAGAUAACACUGACCAGAACAUACAACAUAACUAAUUUCAUGGAUGACCUAAAGGUUUUGUACAAGACAGCUGGGGCCGAUGGAAUAGGAGUCACCUUCAUCUUUACAGAUAAUGAAAUAAAAGAUGAGGCCUUCCUGGAAUAUCUCAACAAUGUUCUUUCUUCUGGAGAGGUCUCAAACCUGUUUGCCAAAGAUGAGAUACAAGAGAUCACCCAGAACCUGAUCUCUGUGAUGAAAAAGGAGUUUCCUCGUAUUCCACCUACUUUUGACAAUCUUUAUGACUACUUCAUAUCCAGAUCCAGGAAGAACUUGCAUGUAGUUCUUUGCUUCUCACCAGUGGGGCAGAAGUUUCGAUCUAGAUCCCUGAAGUUUCCAGGUUUAAUUUCUGGGUGCACAAUGGACUGGUUCACUCCUUGGCCAAGUGAGGCCCUCGUGGCUGUAUCAAACAAUUUCUUGUCAGAUUUUCCAAUGGUGUGUUCUGCUGAUGUGAAAGUUUCUGUUGUGACGACCAUGGGGGCAUAUCAUGAAAAAGUAUCUGAUGCCUGUGAAAGCUACUUUGAAAGGUUCCGAAGAAGAACUCAUGUCACCCCAAAGUCCUACCUCUCUUUUGUAAAUGGUUACAAAACACUCUACUCUGAUAAGCACAACUUUAUUAACACACUAGCAGAGCGCAUGAAAGUUGGGUUGUCCAAACUUAUGGAGGCAAGUGAGUCUGUGGCUCAACUAUCCAAAGAUCUUGAAGUCAAGGAAAAAGAACUGGCUAUUGCAUCUGCCAAAGCUGACAAGGUGGUGGCAGAGGUGACAGUGAUUGCUGAAGCAGCUACUAUAGUAAAGAAUGAAGUCCAGAUUGUGAAGGAUAAAGCCCAGAAAAUUGUGGAUGGAAUUGAGAAAGAAAAAGCUUUUGCAGCGGAAAAACUGGAGGCUGCAAAGCCAGCUUUAGAGGAGGCUGAAUCUGCUCUUAAUACUAUCAAGCCUGCUGACAUUUCCACUGUGAAAAAAUUGGCCAAACCUCCACAUCUGAUCAUGAGAAUUAUGGAUUGCUGCCUGCUUUUAUUUCAAAGGAAGAUGGACACUGUCACUAUGGAUCCAGAACGACCUUGUGUUAAGCCUUCAUGGGGAGAUGCACAGAAGCUUUUUGGUUCUGCCGGUUUCUUGCUGUCCCUCCAGCAAUUCCCAAAAGAUAAAAUUAACGAGGAAAUAGUAGAACUGCUGAAUCCUUAUUUUGGAAUGGAAGAUUACACGAUGGAAAACGCCAAGAAAGUGUGUGGUAACGUGGCUGGUUUGCUGCAAUGGACCAAGGCCAUGGCCACAUUCUUUGGGAUCAAUAAAGAAGUUCUACCACUUAUGGCUAACCUGGCCAUUCAGGAAAGUCGGUCAAAAGUGGCAAGUAAUGAGCUUGCCAAGGCAGAGGCCCUGCUGGAUGAAAAGCAAGCUGAGUUUGACAAAGUAAAGGCCAAAUGUGAUGCUGCCAUGAAGGAGAAACAAGACUUGCUUGACGAUGCUCAAAUGUGUAAAAACAAAAUGCAGGCUGCAUCUGCACUUAUUGAUGGACUUAGUGGAGAAAAGGUUCGCUGGACAGAGCAAAGCAAAGAGUUUAAGUCACAGAUCAACAGACUUGUUGGUGAUGUUCUCCAGCUCACUGGCUUCCUAUCUUACUGUGGGCCAUUCAACCAGAACUUCCGCGACAUGUUAUUAAAGGACAUUUGGAAGGCGGAGCUUGUUAAACAUAAAAUCCCUUUUACAGGAGACCUCAACCUCAUUUCAGCCCUAGUAGAUCCUCCCACUGUAAGUGAGUGGAACCUUCAAGGACUCCCAGGAGAUGACUUGUCUGUACAGAACGGCAUCAUUGUCACAAAAGCAACAAGAUACCCCCUCCUCAUCGAUCCCCAGACUCAGGGAAAAGCUUGGAUUAAGGAGAAAGAAAAGGCUAAUGCAUUCCAAGUGACAUCACUCAACCACAAGUUCUUUCGCUCUCAUUUGGAAGACUGUCUUUCUAUGGGACGCCCACUUCUUAUUGAAAAUGUUGCUGAAGAGCUGGACCCCGCCCUUGACAAUGUCCUUGAGAAAAACUUUAUUAAAUCUGGGACCAGUUUUAAGGUUAAAGUUGGGGACAAAGAAGUUAAUGUGAUGGAUGGCUUCCAGCUCUAUAUAACCACCAAACUGCCUAAUCCUGCGUACUCUCCAGAAGUCAGUGCCAAGACAUCAAUUAUUGAUUUCACUGUAAACAUGAAGGGCCUGGAGAACCAGCUACUUAAUCGUGUCAUCCUUAAAGAGAAACAUGAACUAGAGGCAGAAAGAUUGAAUCUCAUUGAGGAUGUAACUGCAAAUAAGAGAAAGAUGCAGGAGUUGGAAGACAACUUGCUGUACAAACUUAGCAGCACAAAAGGUUCCUUGGUUGAUGACGACUCCAUGAUCAGCAUUCUAAGUGUAACCAAGCAAACCGCUGCUGAAGUUAGUGCCAAGCUUGAGAUUGCAGCAGAAGCAGAGUUAAAGAUCAAUAUUGCUCAAGCUGAAUAUCGUCCUGUUGCCUCUCGAGGCAGCAUCCUUUACUUCCUGAUCACAGAAAUGAGCCUGGUCAAUGUCAUGUACCAGACCUCUCUGGGUCAGUUCCUGAAAAUGUUUGACAUCUCACUAGAAAGGUCUGAGAAGUCCAUUAAAACCAAGAAGCGGAUUGCAAACAUCAUUGAAUAUCUGACCUUUGAAGUGUUCAGAUACACCUUGAGAGGACUAUACGAAAACCACAAGUUCAUCUUCACGCUCUUGCUUGCCCUAAAGAUUGACUUACAGAAUAACAAAAUAGAGCAUAACAAAUUUCAGAUUCUUAUGAAAGGUGGCGCAGCGCUUGACCUGAAGACCUGUCCCUCCAAGCCAUUCAGCUGGAUUCUGGAUAUGGUAUGGUUAAAUUUGGUGGAACUCAGCAAAUUGCCAGAGUUCAUAAACGUCAUAAACCAGGUUUCUCAAAAUGGGAAAGCAUGGAAAGCAUGGGUUAAUCUGGAUGCUCCAGAGGAAGGCGUCAUCCCCGAUGGAUACAACUCUCUAGAUGUGUUUGAAAAACUUUUGCUUAUAAGGUCUUGGUGCCCUGAUCGUACUUUGGCUCAGGCCACAAAAUAUGUAGGAUACUCCUUGGGAUUGAGGUUUGCUGAGCCGGUGCUCUUGAACCUUCACAGCACAUGGGAGGAGAGUGAUCCUCGCACUCCUCUGAUUUGCUUCCUUUCUAUGGGCUCAGAUCCAACUGAACAAAUUGAAGCACUUGCUAAGAAACUUGUGCUUGAAUGCAGAGCUAUAUCCAUGGGGCAAGGGCAAGAGGUGCAUGCAAGGAAACUGGUUCAGACGUCCAUGACAGAGGGAGGCUGGGUCCUUCUGCAAAAUUGUCACCUGGGUUUGGAGUUUAUGGAUGAGUUGCUAGACACCAUCACAACUACAGAAUCAAUGCACAAUGCUUUUAGGGUGUGGAUCACCACAGAACCACACGAUCGAUUCUCCAUCACGCUCCUACAGUCUUCUAUCAAGUUUACCAACGAUCCACCCCAGGGAAUUCGGGCUGGCCUUAAACGAACGUUUGCAGCAAUAUCACAGAACCAAUUGGAAGUCAGUAACCUCCCUAUGUGGAAGCCUUUGCUGUACAGUGUGGCUUUCCUCCACACUGCUGUGCAGGAGCGACGUAAAUUUGGACCAUUGGGUUGGAACAUCCCAUAUGAGUUCAACUCUGCUGACUUCACCGCAAGUGUUGAAUUUGUUGAGAGACAUUUGGAUGAUUGCGGCCCAAGAAAGGAUGUGUCAUGGGUCACUGUGCGAUACAUGCUAGCCGAGGUGCAAUAUGGAGGAAGGGUUACAGAUGACUAUGACAAACGGCUGCUCAAGUGUUUUGCACGCGUGUGGUUCAGUAAAAAGAUGUUUGACAAUCUGUUUUGCUUCUACACUGGCUAUAAAAUUCCAGUGUGCAAAACAGUAGAGAAGUACAUGGAAUACAUUGAGAGCCUGCCCACUGCUGAUUCCCCUCAAGCAUUGGGGCUGCAUCCUAAUGCGGAUAUCACGUAUCAGACAAACACAUCUGCUGAAGUGCUAGAAACAGUCACAAAUAUCCAGCCAAAGGAAAGUGGAGGUGGAUCAGGAGCGACUCGUGAGUCAAUUGUUUACGACUUGGCUGAAGACAUGUUGGAGAAACUGCCCCCUAAUUAUGUGCCACAUGAGGUCAAAGCCAGACUGGAGAAGAUGGGAGCGCUGAACUCAAUGAACAUCUUCUUACGUCAGGAGGUGGAUAGAAUGCAAAGAAUCAUCAGUCUGCUGCGCACUAGUUUGACUGACCUGAAGCUGGCCAUUGAUGGAACUAUUAUAAUGAGCGAGAACCUCCGUGAUGCCCUUGACAAUAUUUUUGAUGCUCGUGUGCCAAACUUGUGGAGGAAAAUCUCCUGGGAAUCAUCUACACUGGGCUUUUGGUACACUGAGCUUAUUGAGAGAAACAAACAGUUCAACUGUUGGGUGUUUAAAGGAAGGCCAAAAACAUUCUGGAUGACAGGAUUCUUCAACCCUCAAGGUUUUCUUACCGCUAUGAGACAAGAAGUAACAAGGGCAAACAAAGGCUGGGCUCUGGACACAGUCACCUUGACCAACAAUGUACUAAAGCAAGCAAAGGAGGAGAUCACAGCCUCACCCACAGAGGGAGUUUAUGUGUACGGUCUGUACCUGGAUGGUGCUGGCUGGGACAGGAAGAACACCACACUGAUUGAGUCCUCACCCAAAGUGCUUUUCACACCUUUGCCUGUCAUCCACAUGUUUGCUGUUAACUCCACUGCCCCACCGGAUCCCAAGCUUUAUGUCUGCCCUAUCUACAAGAAACCAAGGCGCACAGACCUGAAUUACAUCACAGCAGUAGUGUUGCCUACAGUCCAGUCACCAGACCACUGGAUCAUGCGCGGGGUUGCCUUGCUUUGUGAUGUCAAAUAA
Messenger RNA from Labrus bergylta (ballan wrasse), 13659 nucleotides. The record is from RefSeq and is a predicted model, not a curated record. NCBI's taxonomy places the organism in Eukaryota, Metazoa, Chordata, Actinopteri, Labriformes, Labridae.